This is a messenger RNA of Cucumis melo (muskmelon), 2193 nucleotides long. RefSeq lists its product as uncharacterized. The transcript has a single exon. NCBI's taxonomy places the organism in Eukaryota, Viridiplantae, Streptophyta, Magnoliopsida, Cucurbitales, Cucurbitaceae. The record is from RefSeq and is a predicted model, not a curated record. The coding region runs from base 1 to 2193 and encodes 730 amino acids.
AUGGCUUCUCCUAAACUUUCUUUUUCUCUUGUGUUCUUCAUUUUAUUUGCUAUUGAGAUUUCUCUAAUAGCCAGUGAAGGAGAAAAAUAUGGUAAACCAAGUAACUUUGGUUAUCGUAAGUAUGGUUUUAUAGGAAAAAAUGGUCUUGGAGGGUAUGCAGAAAAAAACUACAAUAAUGACUAUUAUUGGGGACGAUGGAGCAAGUCUGAUCAAGGAAGUACUUAUUCUGGUAAUGGUGCUUCUGGAGGAUCAUCUAACGAAUAUGAUGAUCAUACAAGUAGUUGCAAAAGCCCUAGUAAUGGAAGUGGUUACAAAAGCGAGGAACCAUCCAAGGAAAACUACGGUAAUGCGAACAAUGGAAAGAAUGCAGGAGAAUACAAUAAUCCAAGUACUGGAGGAAAUAGUAACAAUGGUGGAGGAGAAGCGUCCAAAGGAUACAGUGGUAGUGGGAAUAGUGAGCAAAGUGGAGGAUCAGGAUACAGCAAUCCAAGUACUGGAAAUGAUAAUAAAGGUGGAGAGUCAUCCAAGGAUUACAGUGGUAGUGGGAGCAAUGGCAAAAGUGGAGGAGAAUACAGUAAUCCAAGUACUGGAGGAAAUGGUAACAAUGGUGGAGGAGAAGCGUCCAAAGGAUACAGUGGUAGUGAAGGCAAUGGCAAAAGUGGAGGAGAAUACAGUAAUCCAAGUACUGGAGGAAAUGGUAACAAUGGUGGAGGAGAAGCGUCCAAAGGAUACAGUGGUAGUGGGAGCAAUGGUAAAAGUGGAGGAGAAUACAGUAAUCCAAGUACUGGAGAAAAUGGUAACAAUGGUGGAGGAGAAGCGUCCAAAGGAUACAGUGGUAGUGGGAGCAAUGGCAAAAUUGGAGGAGAAUACAGUAAUCCAAGUACUGGAAAUGAUAAUAAAGGUGGUGAGCCAUCCAAGGAUUACAGUGGUAGUGGGAGCAAUGGCAAAAGUGGAGGAGAAUACAGUAAUCCAAGUACUGGAGGAAAUGGUAACAAUGGUGGAGGAGAAGCGUCCAAAGGAUACAAUGGUAGUGGGAGCAAUGGCAAAAGUGGAGGAGAAUACAGUAAUCCAAGUACUGGAGGAAAUGGUAACAAUGGUGGAGGAGAAGCGUCCAAAGGAUACAAUGGUAGUGGGAGCAAUGGCAAAAGUGGAAGAGAAUACAGUAAUCCAAGUACUGGAGGAAAUGGUAACAAUGGUGGAGGAGAAGCGUCCAAAGGAUACAGUGGUAGUGGGAAUGGUGGGCAAAGUGGAGGAUCAGGAUACAGUAAUCCAAGUACUGGAGGAAAUGGUUACAAAAGCGGAGAAGAACCAUCAGCCAAGGAGUACAAUGGAAAUGGUAACAAUGGCGGAGGAGAAGCGUCCAAAGGAUACAAUGGUAGUGGGAGCAAUGGCAAAAGUGGAGGAGAAUACAGUAAUCCAAGUACUGGAGAAAAUGGUAACAAUGGUGGAGGAGAAGCGUCCAAAGGAUACAGUGGUAGUGGGAGCAAUGGCAAAAGUGGAGGAGGAUACAGUAAUCCAAGUACUGGAAAUGAUAAUAAAGGUGGUGAGCCAUCCAAGGAUUACAGUGGUAGUGGAAGCAAUGGAAAAAGUGGAGGAGAAUACAGUAAUCCAAGUACUGGAGAAAAUGGUAACAAUGGUGGAGGAGAAGCGUCCAAAGGAUACAGUGGUAGUGAGAAUAGUGGGCAAAGUGGAGGAUCAGGAUACAGUAAUCCAAGUACUGGAGGAAGUGGUUACAAAAGCGGAGAAGAACCAUCGGCCAAGAAAUACAAUGGAAAUGGUAACCAUGGCGGAGGAGAAGCGUCCAAAGGAUACAGUAGUAGUGGGAAUAGUGGGCAAAGUGGAGGAUCUGAAUACAGUAAUCCAAGUACUGGAAAUGAUAAUAAAGGUGGAGAGCCAUCAAAGGACUACAGUGGUAGUGGAAGCAAUGGCAAAAGUGGAGGAGAAUAUAGUAAUCCAAGUACUGGAGGAAAUGGUUACAAAAGCGGAGAAGAACCAUCGACCAAAGAAUACAAUGGUAAUAUGAAUGGUGGCAAAAGUGAAGAAUACAAUGGUCCAAGCAAGGGUGGAGAUGAAAACAACGGUGGAGGAUAUGCUAAUUAUGGAAGCGGUGAAACAGUUUACAAAUUAUUCAAAGACUAUCGUCGUUAUCAAAGAGGUAAUGUAUAUGGCAGAGGUGGUGGCAGACAACCUUGA